AUGGGGGACGAUCAGAGCUAUUACAAGGCCUCCAAGGGGAAAUUGCCAAUUAAGUGGAUGAGCCCGGAAAGUAUUAAUUUUAGGAGGUUUACGACUGCCAGUGAUGUUUGGAUGUUUGGUGUCUGCAUAUGGGAGAUUCUAAUGUUAGGUGUAAAACCAUUCCAAGGUGUGAAGAACAACGACGUGAUUGGUAAAAUAGAAAACGGUGAACGUUUAGCGUUACCGCCCGAUUGUCCCCCUCGCUUGUAUUCUUUAAUGUCGCAAUGUUGGUCUUACGAACCAAGUAAAAGGCCUAGUUUUAAGGACAUCAAGGAAAUACUUCAGGAGAUUUUAUCUGAAGAAAGAAGUGCUCAACAGGAAACGCUACGGAGAGAAAACCGUAGAGCUGCCGCCAUGUCUUGGGGCCCCAAUGACGAUUUCGCGCCCCCACCAAAGCCUAAUAGGUAUCCCAUGCAAGGAAUUGAGGAGGACCCGUUAUGCUCGAUAUGUGGAGAAGGCGAGGUUACCCCUAUCCAUCUACUAGGACAAUGCACAUCCUUCAGGAGUUUAAGACAUAAAGUCUUUGGUAUCGAAGAGUUGCAAGAGGAUGAGGUGAGAGACAUGCCAUGUCAUGUCAGGUGUAGUUGCAGAAAAAUCGGACUUGAAAGCUCCGAUGCUUGCACCAAUUGUCGGGGAAUAUCGUGUGUAAAUACGAAACAGAAAAUAAUAAUUGACCCGGAAGAUCUUACUGCUGAAAUAGAUGAUUUGAAUUGUUCAAACAUUAUAACAACUAGUAACAAUGAAAUAAGCAAUGCCGAUGAUGAUGAUUCUCAUUAUUAUAAUAAUAAUGAUUAUAAUGAUAGCGACGAUGAUAGUUUUCAGAAUGAGUUGGAACUCAUUGAAGUUGAAUAUGAGUUCGAGUAG
Anoplophora glabripennis (Asian longhorned beetle) is the source of this 903-nucleotide messenger RNA. Its product is annotated as ephrin receptor 1-like. Gene Ontology annotation, cellular component: signaling receptor complex. Lineage: Eukaryota; Metazoa; Arthropoda; Insecta; Coleoptera; Cerambycidae. The coding region runs from base 1 to 903 and encodes 300 amino acids. The record is from RefSeq and is a predicted model, not a curated record. The transcript has 4 exons. Gene Ontology annotation, molecular function: transmembrane receptor protein tyrosine kinase activity; ATP binding. Gene Ontology annotation, biological process: cell surface receptor protein tyrosine kinase signaling pathway; protein phosphorylation; multicellular organism development.